This is a messenger RNA of Gamsiella multidivaricata, 842 nucleotides long. Its product is annotated as emp24/gp25L/p24 family/GOLD-domain-containing protein. Gene Ontology annotation, biological process: Golgi organization; intracellular protein transport; endoplasmic reticulum to Golgi vesicle-mediated transport. Bases 107 to 784 code for a protein of 225 amino acids. Lineage: Eukaryota; Fungi; Mortierellomycota; Mortierellomycetes; Mortierellales; Mortierellaceae. Gene Ontology annotation, cellular component: endoplasmic reticulum-Golgi intermediate compartment; COPII-coated ER to Golgi transport vesicle; Golgi apparatus. The record is from RefSeq and is a predicted model, not a curated record. The transcript is spliced from 4 exons.
GUGAAACAUGCAGGUCCAUACGUCACUACAUCAUCUUUUGCUUUCGCUCUCUAUCAUCAUUCUAGUCUAGCAAUCUCUCAUCACGAUCAAGAAAGCAAGCAGCAGGAUGACACGCUUCACAAUCACAACAUCAGGGGUCGCAUUGGUGUUUAUGGCGAUCGCUUUGAUCUUGCCAGCAGUGCAGGCAAUCAAGUUUGAGAUGCCAGCUCAAACCGCCUCAGACGCCGAUCAGUUCUGUGUGUCCCAUUAUGUCGAUGAUGAGACACACGUUGUAGUUAAAGUCAAGGUUGGACCUGGCCCACAUCAAAAGACAUUGCUCGAGAUCACUGACGAUAGUGAGCACCAAAACCAGCUCUGGAGAAAGGAUGCGUUAACAGAGGACCUUCAGCGUGCCACCAUCCUGACCAAGCAAGCUGGCGAUGUUGUUGCUUGCUUCACCAAUACCCUUGAUAACGGUUACCAGCCAGAUCCCCGCUAUACUCGCACGGUUGACAUUGAUUUUGACGUUGGGUCUGAGACUAUUGACUAUGCCAAGUUGGCAGAGCAGGAAAAGCUGAAGCCCAUGGAGUUGGAGUUGCGCAAGCUGGAGGACCUUGUUAAGGACAUCCUCGAGAACAUGGAACAACUCCAGGCACGCGAGGAGAGAAUGCGCAACACAAACGAAUCAACAAAUGAGCGCGUCAAAUACUUCUCAACAUUGACAAUGGUUGUUUUGGUGGCCUUGGGAUUAUGGCAGAUCUUUUACUUGAAGCGUUUCUUCCGGAAGAAGCGUCUUAUUGACUGAGCUGCCAGGAUGGUUCAUUCGACCAUUGAUGCGAGUAUUGCUUCCAAUGGAUUCUUCA